This is a messenger RNA of Pocillopora meandrina, 1509 nucleotides long. Lineage: Eukaryota; Metazoa; Cnidaria; Anthozoa; Scleractinia; Pocilloporidae. The record is from the annotation of a GenBank genome assembly.
GAACUAUUCGCGCAAAGUAACCAUCGGAGUAUGGCGAAGCUUCUGAUCUUCGCUGCUUUGUUAUUUUUCUCAUCCAAAACAGGAGUAAGUUCCGUGGGAACAACCACCAGUCCUCAACAACAAAAUCCACAUACUGUCGCUGACAAAGACCCAUGUGAGGUACUCUUAAGCACGCUUUAUCCACGAUUAUUUACGACAAAAUUAGCAUGUACUUCAUGACGCGUUCAUUUGUCAUACCUCAGUUUAUCACUGAUGUCUGCCGAGCUAAGCACAAAAAAAUCCCUCAUCAAUCAUAAGUUUUCAAAGACAAAGUAGAACAUUGCUGAAUAAAAUUUCUUUUAAGGGGUAUCUCUACGUAUACAACGUUACGAGAUCAUUCGAUGUUCCGAGCUGUUUCUCUUAAAAUGAAGCUAAAUUCUCAUCAAGAUUAGUUUCUGAAGAAACUGCUGUGCUACUUCGGCUAACAUGUAAAUAUCAAUGAACAUCAAGUACGUCCAUCAAAUUACAAUACGUUCUUUUUUCUUCAUCAGAAAUCCACUUUUGCUACCGGAUUUUCUGGGAUUCCAGGAUCGAAUGGCAUACCAGGAAUGCCGGGAAUUCCUGGCGCCCCAGGGCCACAAGGACAACAAAGAAAAGAUGGAGCUAGGGGGGAGCCUGGUGUCAAGGGACCGAGAGGUAUGCCGGGAACAAGAGGAUUAAAAGGAAAUCCAGGGUCACUGGGUAAAAAUGGUGCACCUGGAAUGAUGGGAAUAAAAGGAGAUAAAGGUAAUGAAGGGUCACGUGGCAACAAUGGACCGCCAGGAAUCAAGGGUGUGAAAGGAGAGCAAGGAUCUAAAGGGGAGAAAGGAGAAAUCGUGAAUAGUGCAGUGUCACAGACCAACUGGAAACAGUGUGCGUGGAAAAAUGAAGAUGGUAGAGAUAGUGGAAAGAUUAAGGUACAGAAAUAUCUAGAAAAUGCAAUGAAAAAUGAGUUAAGCAUUAGAGCUAAUUUGUCAUGGCCAUCUUUGAAAGAGACUUUUGAGAAACGCAGCCGAACUAAAAAUAUCAAUUAACAAUUCUGUGCAUUCUAGCAGGCAGGAAAAGUACAAGGUCAUCAUCAAUUUUUUUUUCUUUACCACUCUUUGACUGUAUUCAUGACAUUUUUUAUAGGAUUGCUCAUUUAACAAGCUGCAGUCUGAUACAGCUAUUAGAGUCUCGUUCCAGGGAAAUACGAGAGUGAGAGGCACUUUAAAUAAAUGCAAUCGGUGGUUCUUCAAGUUUAAUGGAAAUGAAUGCAGUGGACCAAUGACAAUUGAUGCUGCUGUGUACAACAAUUGGCCAUCUGGGAAUCCUCAGCUGCUUCAUCACAGAUCAUUUGAGGGAUACUGUGAAAACAUUCUACAGGGUAGGGUUACUGUUGAAUUAUGGGUAGGACAUUGUCCCAGUGCUUCUCCAUUAGGCGAUGCUUCCGCUGGAUGGGCAUCAGUAUCCCGGAUAAUGAUAGAAGAAGUGUCUAGAGCCCAGUCCUAA